Messenger RNA from Recurvomyces mirabilis, 2376 nucleotides. RefSeq lists its product as uncharacterized. The transcript has 2 exons. The record is from RefSeq and is a predicted model, not a curated record. The coding region runs from base 1 to 2376 and encodes 791 amino acids. NCBI's taxonomy places the organism in Eukaryota, Fungi, Ascomycota, Dothideomycetes, Mycosphaerellales, Teratosphaeriaceae.
AUGGAUCAACUCAGUCUGGUCGACACGCAUCGCCGUUACAAGGCUGGCACAGCCAAGAUUGUCACCUGGCUUGUUUCUAACGCACAGCGCCUUCGCAAGAGCGGCAAGAACAAAACCAGCAAAAAUACCACCAGCAACAAGGUUAUUGUCAGCGACCUCUUGACUUACGCCGAGAGGAUCGUUCGGUCCAUCAACCCACGGAUUUCCAUCCACGACGAUAUCCUGAACGUCCUCUACGACGUCAUAUCUGGUCGAUCCGCAGCUCACGACUUCUAUUAUGCCCUAAACACCAAGCAGCCAAACGAGUCAGUCAAUUCGUCCACCCAAUCGCAUCUCCACUUCAUCGAGGUGCUGAAAGAUAUCCAGCAAGUCUCAAGGACGACAUACAAGGCAAGACUUCCAGCAAAGGCAAGGAGUGACUCUGCGGUCGACGCUCCAGAGCAGGUUCAAGACAUCAGUAAUGUGUUUGCCGCCCUGGAAAUCCAGGACAACAAGGCUGCGGAAGAGGAGGAGGCUGUUGAUGCACGCAGAGACGAGCUACUAGCGAGCAUCAAUCUGAAGCAGAAGAAGAGCAAGAAGCCUAAGGCUCCGGCGAAGCCUGAAGAGCAAGAGUAUGAGCUCGAGGGCAUUGAGGAGAUAGACGAGCCCCCUGCUAUCUGGUAUCUUCUGAAGGACCUCCAAGACAUCCGAGUGCAUGUCCGCAGCCUGUGGCAGCGGUUCAAGGGUGGUGGACUCAGCUUCCUCACUAUCUCGCGGCUCACGGAGAACGCUACAGACCUCACGAUUCAGCGCUGCCGGGUUGAUAAUUUCUGUGCAGCCUUCAUCGAGGCUUGCGGCUCUACGACACCACCACCAGAGAAUGGCAAAGGCGAAGUCUUGAGUAUCCAGCAAGGUGGCAACGCAGGCUUGUUCUGCUUGGACGGGUGGGCGAUGAUGGCCCACUUCUGCAACGAGCUUCGCAACGCUCCGGACAACCAGAACAUGCUGCCAGGCAACGUGAAGCUAGCUAAGACGGUGGGCUUGAUCCAGGUGCUGGACAAGGCGAUGCCUUUCCUGCGUCAGCUGGUCGAGAAUGGCGAUGACAAGGAUGCGGUGAAAUCGAUCAUGGGUCUUGACAACUUCACGUUAAAGCUGCUUGGUGUUGCGAACAAUGGUCGGGUUUUACUGGAUGUUGUGGCAUGUGUGGAGAUUUACAUUGAGAUCUACGAUGUACUUGACUCAAAGCCUGAGGUCGGGUACAAAGACAGUCUGGUCCUGCUAGAAGCCUUGCAGGCACAGCUUACUAGCUUUCAACAGGCGCUGAGUCGUGGCUCACAGACACUAAGACAGUAUUUGCCGGACUAUCUUGCCAGAAUGGCGGCUGAUAGACAGGACUCGCUUGUACAGGUGCCCUGGCUGGAUCACAGUCUUGCUUGGUGUUCACGCUCCUCCAAGAUGGAGGGCGGCAAUACGCUAAUGGUCCCUCUCGGCAUCCUGCAAGGCUUGCCCAUGGCUCCAAGUGCUCUCUUACGCAGAGUCUUGAUCUCUAAGGCAACCUUGGAUACUAGGGACUGUUCCCACAGUCACAUCAUCCUCGCAACAGCCUAUCUCUACCGCGCAGCACAGGCUAGUGGUAUACUCAUGUCAUCAUGGCCAGACAUGCAGCUCGUCGUUGAGCGCCAGAACAGCAAGCUCAGGUUCUGUCGUCCCGCCGUGACUAGCGUGAGAUCCGUAUGGAAAGCAUACAAAAUUGCUCAAGGCGUCAAGGCAUCCGACCUGUCGAACAAUAGCCGAGCAGUGCAGAAGGGUGGACGAUUCCAUGCGUCCAACGGCGUCGUCGAAGUACAGCCGAUCUCAGCGUACCUGGCCUUGCUGCUGGAGAACGGCAAGGUGUAUCACACUGUGAGCAAGAAAGCUACUAGCAGUAUCCGUGUUCUCUACGGCAUCGUCAAGGUACACUCAGAGACUGGGCAAGGCAUUCGGGACCCAGUAAUGGCGGCGCAAUACAAAGAAACACGCGGUCUGACACCUGUUCAGCUCCUGAGUGUACUUCAGGAGGUCGCUGUGGACGACGAGAUCCAGUUCGUGUUCGACCACCUCGGCUUCGUCGUGCACUGUACACGCAUUCUUGAGGCCGUGACGGAGGUUUGUGCGAGUGAUCUGUCUUCCGUGCCUGGCAUCUUGGGCAAUGACAUUCAUAGCCUUGUGCAGGUGGUUAACGACAUUCUCUUCCAGGCUGUGAGUGCAGAGGAUGAAGGCAUGUCUCUAAAGCAGAGUAUGCUUGAAGCAGCUUCUGAGGUUCUGGACAAGAAUGUCGGCGGUACUGGCAGCCAGUUUGUCGACCAGGCGAAGGAAUUGUGUGGUGGACGGAGCGAGGCACUGCAGCAGGAGGGCUAG